This is a messenger RNA of Oryzias latipes (Japanese medaka), 2815 nucleotides long. RefSeq names its product goosecoid (gene gsc). Gene Ontology annotation, biological process: regulation of transcription by RNA polymerase II. Lineage: Eukaryota; Metazoa; Chordata; Actinopteri; Beloniformes; Adrianichthyidae. Gene Ontology annotation, cellular component: nucleus. The record is from RefSeq and is a predicted model, not a curated record. Gene Ontology annotation, molecular function: RNA polymerase II cis-regulatory region sequence-specific DNA binding; DNA-binding transcription factor activity, RNA polymerase II-specific.
AUUCAUCAUUUCUUGUCAAUUUAAUUAGAAAAAUGUUCUAUGCAUUUCUUUGUAAAAUCCUGAGUUUCAUGACUUUGAAAUGGAUGUUUUUUAAAUCAUUUAUAGCUGAUGAAAUGUCAUGAAACUUCAGGAAAUUAAUAAUUUCAAAAGAAGCACUUUUGUGUCAUUUGAGGAAACACCUUUAAUUUUUGGAUUUAAAGAUUUUUCUGCUGCAUUUAAUUUUGAUCUGAUUCACGCACAAAAAACGUCUCUGCGUCGCUCGACAUUGCUGUUUGAUACCUAGGUAAACGGGGCAGUAUAAACAAUUUGUUUGUCUUUUGUUUCAAAUCACCAUCACAUUUUUUACUUUUUCCGGAGGAGAGCGAAUGUGCAGAGCAUCCUCAUCCAGCUCCUUGACACGCAGACUCGGAUGUCCUUUUGCGCGCAAAGCUGCGGGCCGCAAUGUUUCUGCUGGCGCUCCAUACGCACCUUUUUUCAUGUUUGCGAAUGUUCACGGGCCUCCCUUUUACGCAGCGUGAAAACUGUGUGUUCUGACUGAUGUGUGCGAGCCCCCCAAACCUCAGGAAACGGGUUUGGGUCACCACCGUGACACUGAACGAACCACGGAGGAAAACAUAAAUGUGGGAGAGUGAAUCAGAACCAGAUCGGAUAAUUUCUGGAUACAUUUUUUUUAUUUGAUUUAAAAAUAUGGCUACUUUAUUGUUGAGCAGCUGCAAAAACAGGGGACAAAAUUUCCUGAAAUAGAAAUGUUACUUUAACUCUGAAGGCAUUUUCUUAGUUAAAUAUUUUUAGUUGAACACUUCUGUGUUUGGAACCUCAGUUGUGAGUGAAGGAGCCUUUUCAAGAUUUAUAUUCUGCUCUGCAGCUUGACUAAUUCACUACAGAAUUAAACAGAACAGAACAACAUUUUUGUGCGGAUUGAAGAGGAAUAAACGCAGAAAGUGGCACCGUUUUACGCGCAGAUUAAAUUUUACUGUUGUGUCGCUGCUAUCAGAAAAAAAAAACCCUCGAUUGUUUUAAACCAAAUUAGGAUAUUCACAGAAAAUCUUUCAGGAUAAUAAAUCAGAUUAAAAACAUUUUCAAAAUAUCCAAAGCUUCCCGGAAAUGAGUCUUUAUCACUCCAUUAAAUGUCGAUCCAAACGACGUUUUCAGUCUUGAUUGACUUUUUAUCUACAGCGGGAAUCCACAUCUGUGCAUGCGCACCGCGCGCGCACAGGUGAUUAGCCGCAUAAAUGUUCCCUUUAUCGGGCUGAAUGGAGGCGAUAAUGGUGCUGUUAUCGGGUCCCAGUGGGGGUCUGGAUGGAUGCACGGGGGGAGUCUGAGUCCGACAGGAAGCCCCCCUGAAUCAGUGAGCAUCCCGUCAGAUUCCAGCCUGGGUCUUCUUCAUUUCAGAACUGAGACAAACCGGUCCGGUUCUGCAGAGAGAGGCCGCGUGUCGCCAGCAUCCAAACAACCGAAUAAUCGGAUUAAUUUCGCAGGAAGAGUUCGUCUGAGCGGCACCUCAUCCCCGCAAACAGUGCGGAUUAUCUUAAUUGAAUUAAUUUUCAAUACACAGAGACUCGCUCGACCUCCGCGCGUGACGUCACGGGCUAUAAGAGGAGCUGCACUCGAGGUCGGCCUCUUCAAAACUUCAGUCAUCUUGAGGAGAGCAGUUCACGCGAAGAGGACCGACAGAAGCGCGUGACCAUGUCGGGUUUUUACUGAUUUUGGAUUCUUUUUUUUCCCGGGAAACUAAAGCAGGACUUAUUCGCGCCCCUCCAGCCCCGCUCCUGUCAUGCCCGCAGGGAUGUUCAGCAUCGACAGCAUCUUGUCCGGACGGCCGAGCUGCAAGGAGCCGCUGCUGCUGCACCGCGGGGGCCCGCUGCUGCUGUCCGGUCUCGCAGACUCGGUCUACGGGGACUACGGCGGACUGUACCCGGCCGCGCGCGGGCCGUCCCCGCCGGGGGUUCACUCCGUGAGCGGCACGCGGAUCGGAUAUAACGGCUACUACUACGGACAGCUGCAGGUUCAGGGCGCCGGGGGGGCGCCGCCAUGCUGCGGGGCCGUGGGAGGCCUGAGCCCGCAGCAGUGCCCCUGCAUCCCCGCAGGCUACGACAGCCCGGGCUCGGUGCUCAUCUCCCCCGUGCCGCACCACAUGAUGUCCUACGUGAACGUGGGCAGCCUGUCGCGCACGGAGCUGCAGCUUCUGAACCAGCUGCACUGCCGCAGAAAGCGGAGGCAUCGCACCAUCUUUACCGACGAGCAGCUCGAGGCUCUGGAGGGGCUCUUUCAGGAGACCAAGUACCCGGACGUUGGCACGCGGGAGCAGCUCGCGCGGAAGGUCCAUUUGAGGGAGGAAAAGGUGGAGGUGUGGUUCAAGAACAGACGCGCCAAGUGGCGGCGGCAGAAGCGCUCCUCCUCAGAGGAACCGGAGAACCCGCAGAAGUGGAACCAGCGCGCGCAGACUGAGAAGAGCUGCGAGAGCAAGAGCGACGUGGACUCGGACAGCUGAUAGAGAGGGCUGCAGCCACGUACGUGCACAUCUCCGUCCUGUGGACCUCCGGUGGUGUGACGUUGCACAGGUGUACAUAUCUCCAUGCUUGUGAUUCCCUUAUUUAUUAAUUUAAGCGGUCCGAGCGCGCAAAGGAAGGGCGCACGCUGCCCCAUGCGGACUGACCGCGCGCCUCUCCAUGUUGUAACACGUGACUGUUUCCUGCCUGUUAUUAAUAAUAAUAUUAUUAUUAUUAUUGUUGUAAAUGUGCGCGGCCCCGCUGGAGCUCAGGAGGCGGGAGCGCGGAGGCUUUAGAUGACAUUAAAGUGUGAAAGUGGAACUUCA